ACUGACAAUUGGAUAACGGAUACAUUUAAGUGUUAUCUGAUUGCCUUACCAUUAUACUUAGUAGUCGAAGCGCCAUUCAAUAAAAUUAUUAAACGAUGGAUUAGACUAGGAGAUCAGUAUGUCGAUCGCGAUUGCCGUCGGAUUGCUCGCGAUAUUUUUGGCCGCCGGAUCAUCCGAUGGGCAAGUCCAACCCGAAGUGGUUGUCGCUGAUGAUCUGCCAGAAGCGUGGAUAUCCAAGCUUUUUUAUCAGGCCCUCGCCAACUUCACCGUUCGGGACGUCGGAAGUUCCGCUUGUCGGAUCCAAUCUAACUUGUACGAUAGACAUUUGCGAAAUCACACAAGUUGGGCGGUCAGAAUGGCAGAAUCCUGGGACCGAUAUCCGAUUGGAAUAUUAGCAGGCAACACAUACCACAUGGGAAUUUACGACGAAUGCGUGGACGUACGUUAUCCAGUAAUUGGACAAUAUUGCUUAUCUGAAAUAAAAUUAAUCCCUCCGACAGACAGAGAUUACAAUUUCAACAGAACGGAAGAUCUGGACGAUUUCGGGAACAAAAAUGCGUGGAAAACAGUACUCGGAUGGGGCAAUUAUCCUGAUCAAGUGCAAAGAAACAUUUUGAAUUUAGGAAUAUGUAUUCCAAAUUCUUGUUCAGCAUCAGAUCUACAAACGACGUUGCAAAAUACACUGGACACGGUAUUCAAACCAAAGAACUUCAAGGCCAUCGUAAGAGUAGAUCCGAUAAUGUGCACUGUCAAAGGAGACAUGUAUCCCUACGACACACCUUUCUACUUGACCAGCGCUAUACUUUUACUGAUCUUUUUGAUUUGUUGCGGCACAACGUUUUAUCAUUGUAUAAAAAUAUUAUACUGUAAUGAUUCAAAAGAAACUACGAGUAGUGAAGGUUUAAAUUCAUUUUGCAAAAUAUUUUCUUUUAUUGAGUCGACCAGAACAUGGUUUAAAUUCGACAAAGACAACGAACUGAAUGUAAUGUAUGGUUUGAAAGUUUUAACGAUGUUGGCCGUUUUAUUGGGGCACAGAUUAUUUUACUUAUUAGGUAAUCCUAUGAGUAACCCUAAACUCAUCGAAAGUAUAUAUCUCAACGGGCCUAAUAUUAUAUUGACUAGUACGAACCUGGUUGACCCGUUUUUUUUCAUGAGUGGUUUACUAAUGCAACUGAAUCUUUAUAAGUCAUAUCAAAAUAUAAAAGCUGGAUCGAUUUUGAAAAAAACCGCAUCGCAAGUUAUCCACCGAGUGAUCAAAAUGUUACCGGCGUACUGUGUGAUGAUGGCAAUCACGGCGCAUAUCGUACCCCACCUCGGAGAUGGACCGCUGUGGCCACAGAAAACAUGGAACGAAGCAGAAAUUUGCAAAAAUUAUUGGUGGACCAAUUUGUUGUUCAUAAGCAAUUUAAUCGAUAUUAAAUAUGAAUGCCUCAUAGUAAGCUGGUACGUCUCAUGCGAUAUUCAGUUUUUUAUAAUUGGAGUCAUAAUCGUUUACGUUUACAUGAAGAAUAAAAAUUACGGGAUUGGAUUACUCAGUAUAGUAUUGGGUUUAUCUGUAUCCAUACCGUUUCUAGUAACGAUUCUAUCAGAAAUAGACGGAAUAGACAAAAUGCAGCUUCCAUUUUUGGAAAACCUAAGGAUUUUCAUAUCUUUAAAUGAAUCGUAUAGAUUGAGUUACAUGCGAGCAACGCCUUUUUUCUGUGGUUUAGCCGCGGGAUUUAUCGUGGAAAAAUUGAAAAAAAAUAAAUUUAAAUUUUCACAAAUGACUGUAUACUACGGAACAUUCAUGGUUUUCAUAAUUUGUAUUUGUAUUCAACUGUACGGUGCCAGAUUCUACUCUCGAGAGGUAUUUUAUUAUCCAUUGGAACAUGCUUUGUACUCAAUUGUUAGUCAUUGCACGUGGGCGAUACCAAGUAUGUGGAUUGCCGCUUGCUACUUUACGUCUGGAUAUGGUCCUCUUACAAUGUUAUUUAACAACAAACUUGCUGUGAUUUUGGGAAAACUCUCGUACUCCGUUUUUUUGGUAAAUCUCACUGUGAUGAUGAUGUCACAAAGUUCACAAAGAUUGCCCGUUUACCUUUCGGCAAAAUCAGUGAUUGAUGCUUGGAUAUAUGAUACAGUAAAGAGUUAUAUGAUGGGCUUGGUGUUAUACUUGGUUGUUGAAGUUCCGUUUGCUAAAUUAGUUAAACCAUGGAUUUAACAAGGAUAAACAAUAUUAUCGUUUUAUUCUGUUUAAAUAAAUUAGUUAUUAGUAGAUUUAGAAGAGAUGGAAUAAUUACAAUCGCAGUUACAAAUGGAGCACUAAUUCAAAAUCUUAUCAUAAGCACUGAGUGUUUGUAGAAAAAAUAUACAUUUAAUUUAUAACAACUGCAGACAAGUUUAUUAAAAAAAACUGCAUAGGUAUUUACAACAUUUUUAAGUUGGUCAAUCAAUUAUUUGUAUAAUUUGUAUAGUUUGUAUAAUUUAAUUUAUUUUAAUAUAUUUAAUUUUUCUAUAGUUGA
Aphis gossypii (cotton aphid) is the source of this 2501-nucleotide messenger RNA. RefSeq names its product O-acyltransferase like protein-like. Gene Ontology annotation, molecular function: acyltransferase activity, transferring groups other than amino-acyl groups. The transcript is spliced from 14 exons. The record is from RefSeq and is a predicted model, not a curated record. Lineage: Eukaryota; Metazoa; Arthropoda; Insecta; Hemiptera; Aphididae. Bases 119 to 2200 code for a protein of 693 amino acids.